GCUCUCACCCAGCCCCUCUGUGGGGGCUCCUGCCCAGGAUAAAAGGGAAGGGAGGCGGCCCAGGCUCCUAUCUCAUCUCACAGAUGCCACGUCUCUUGGUUUCUUCUCAGAUCACUCCUCUGACAAGGAUCCCAACAAGACAACAUGGCUCCCAAGAAGCCUGAGCCUAAGAAGGAGGCCGCCAAGCCAGCUCCAGCUCCAGCCCCUGUGCUAGCCCCUGCCCCAGCUCCUGAGCCUCCAAAGGAACCUGCUUUUGACCCCAAGAGUGUAAAGAUAGACUUCACUGCUGACCAGAUUGAAGAGUUCAAAGAGGCCUUUUCACUGUUUGACCGGACCCCGACUGGAGAGAUGAAGAUCACCUACGGGCAGUGUGGGGACGUGCUGCGGGCCCUGGGCCAGAACCCCACCAACGCCGAGGUGCUGCGCGUGCUGGGCAAGCCCAAGGCUGAAGAGAUGAAUGUCAAGAUGCUGGACUUUGAGACGUUCUUGCCCAUCCUGCAGCACAUCUCCCGCAACAAGGAGCAGGGCACCUAUGAGGACUUCGUGGAGGGCCUGCGUGUCUUUGACAAGGAGAGCAAUGGCACGGUCAUGGGCGCUGAGCUUCGGCAUGUCCUUGCCACCCUGGGAGAGAAGAUGACUGAGGCUGAAGUGGAGCAGCUGUUAGCUGGGCAAGAGGAUGCCAAUGGCUGUAUCAAUUACGAAGCCUUUGUCAAGCACAUCAUGUCAGGAUGAGGCAGUCUUCCAGGUGCCUGGCCCUUGGCCUUAGCCAUACCAGGGUGAGUUAGAGAGAGGUCCCGGAUGUGAGCUGAGACAGAGUCCUGGACUUAUCACCACGCCAUUGCCCCAAGGACCUCACAGCCCCUCCCUGUUAAUAAACAGCUCCAAAAUGGCCAGGCUGGGCCCUGGGAUUCUGA
Sapajus apella (tufted capuchin) is the source of this 914-nucleotide messenger RNA. It is a transcript of the gene MYL4, whose product is annotated as myosin light chain 4. Bases 145 to 732 code for a protein of 195 amino acids. Lineage: Eukaryota; Metazoa; Chordata; Mammalia; Primates; Cebidae. Gene Ontology annotation, molecular function: calcium ion binding. The transcript is spliced from 7 exons. The record is from RefSeq and is a predicted model, not a curated record. Gene Ontology annotation, cellular component: myosin II complex.